ACGCCCCCGCCGGUGGGAUGUCAGUCCCUCCGGAAGGGCGCUACGGUGGCUGCCUGGGUCCUUUCCGCAUGCGCGGUGCGGGCCGCCGGCGCGCCGCUGCCGCAGCGGGGCCUGAGCGGGCCCUCCCGGGGUCGCCAUGGGCGGCAGGAUUGAGUGCGUGUUCUUCAGCGAGUUCCACCCCACGCUGGGGCCCAAGAUCACCUACCAGGUCCCGGAGGAUUUCAUCUCUCGGGAGCUCUUUGACACCAUCCAGGUGUACGUGAUCACGAAGCCCGAGCUGCAGAACAAGCUGAUCACCGUAACAGCCAUGGAGAAGAAGCUGAUUGGCUGCCCCGUCUGUAUCGAGCACAAGAAGUACAGCCGAAAUGCUCUGCUCUUCAACCUGGGCUUUGUGUGCGAUGCCAGAGCCAAGGCCUGUGCACUGGAGCCCAUAGUGAAGAAGCUGGCUGGCUACCUCACCACUCUCGAGCUGGAAAGUGGCUUCAUCUCCAAUGAGGAGAGUAAACAGAAGCUGGUCCCCAUCAUGACCAUUCUGCUGGAGGAACUGAACGCCAAAGGAAAGUGCACCCUUCCCAUAGAUGAGUCAAACACCAUCCACCUGAAGGUGAUCGAGCAGCGCCCAGACCCCCCCAUCGUACAGGAGUACGAUGUCCCCGUCUUCACCCAAGACAAGGAUGACUUCUUCAACUCCCAGUGGGACCUCACCACACAGCAGAUCCUGCCCUACAUUGAUGGCUUUCGGCAUGUCCAGAAGAUUUCCGCAGAAGCUGACGUGGAGCUGAACUUGGUGCGCAUUGCCGUGCAAAACCUGCUGUACUAUGGGGUUGUCACGCUUGUCUCCAUACUCCAGUACUCAAACGUCUACUGCACCACGCCAAAGGUCCAGGACCUGGUGGAUGACAAGUGUCUCCAGGAAGAGUGUCUGUCUUACGUUACCAAACAAGGGCACAAGCGGGCCAGCCUCAGGGACGUCUUCCAGCUGUACUGCGGGUUGAGCCCUGGCACAACGGUGCGAGACCUCAUCUCCCGCUACACCCUGCAACUCCAGAGGGUGGAUGAGAGGAGGCUCAUCCAGUUUGGCUUGAUGAAGGGCCUUAUCCGUCGGCUCCAGAAAUACCCUGUCAAGGUUGCCCGGGAUGAGCGGAGCCACCCAGCCCGGCUGUACACGGGCUGCCACAGCUACGAUGAGAUCUGCUGCAAGACAGGCAUGAGUUACAAGGAGCUGGAUGAGCGCCUAGAGAACGACCCCAACAUCAUCGUGUGCUGGAAAUGACGGCGGGGAUGGCAGCCUGGGGCUGUGUGUCCCCCACGCGUCUCCGUGUGCGUCCCCACGUGUCUCUCCGGAGCCCUGCGCAUCCUCCCGGCCGCCGUCGCUCCUCCGCGCCGCCAGGGGGCACCAGAAGCUUCUCCGCGCCGCCAGUGGCCCGCAGAGGCUCCUCCGCUCCGACAGGGGGCGGCAGAGCGGCCCUAGCGCUCCCGUUGCCACAGCGACGCCGCCGCCAUGGCCGCCCCUGGGCCGGCGCCGCUGCUGCCCGCCGAGGCCGAGGCGCUGGUGCAAGCGCUGCGGGGCACCGAGCUGCGGGACACCGGCGGGCAGGGGUGCGGGGGGACCGGGUCUUGGCGGGGAGGGCCCCGGUCCUGCGUGUUUAGCUGGGGAGCACGAAGAAAGGGCUGUAAAUUUGGGGUGUCCCUGCUGGGGCUGCAUGAAGUGGGGGGAGAGGAGUGAGCCCGAUUUUGGGGCCUUCCUAGAGACUCUGGGUGAGUAAGGAAAGGUCCCAGAUCUGAGAGUGAGGGGGCAUCCACAGAAGGUCUAGGGGAGAGAGGAGGGGCCCUGUUUUGGGGGUGACCCCAGAGGGUAGGAUGGAGGGAGAGUAGGAACCCCAAUUGUGGAGCCGUCCUGGAAGGUCUGGGAGAGAGAGGAGGGUCCAUGUGGGGUGGGGAGGCAAGGAAGAGUCUAGACCUGGGAUGUCCCUAGAGGACCUAUGGGGUAGGGGUGUGGAGAAGCGGACCACCAGUUUUGGGGUGUCCCCAGUGGGGUGUCUUGUGGUGAAUGUUGCUAUGGGGGUUGGGGCUGCCACAGUUGGAGCUGCUGCUCCAGGGAGCACGGGCUCAGGGGACAGUGUGGUGUUUGCGGGUGCCUGGUGGGCUUGCGGCAUUUCCUGGAAAUGGGGGCACUAGGAGCAGGUUUUCCUGGAUGAGGGAGCCCCUCCAGGAGCACAGCAGAGCCCCAGAGCUAGUGGCCAGAGGUCUCUGGCACUGAUGUCCUUGCUGGCUGCCCUGCAGAUGGCUUCGGCAGCACGAGUGCAUAGAGAAGCUCAACAUGCACGCCAUUCUGAGCGCUUCUGCGGGUCAGGAGCAGCUCCUCAUUGAGCUGCUGGUCAGCUAUGGCAAGGUGAGGCUCCUUAGGUGCAGUAGUGAGCCCUGUGCCAGGCCUUCAGCCUUGAGCCAGGCUUGUCGUGUGGACAAUGUGCAAUUUUGGAAUAAAAUUAUGAAGGAUCUGCUGUAUCACUGGCAAAGACUUUGGUGGUUUGCCAGUGUUGCUUUUUUAAAAAAAUUAAAGGUCAAACUGGAAA
Columba livia (rock pigeon) is the source of this 2573-nucleotide messenger RNA. It is a transcript of the gene NPRL2, whose product is annotated as NPR2 like, GATOR1 complex subunit. Gene Ontology annotation, cellular component: GATOR1 complex; vacuolar membrane. NCBI's taxonomy places the organism in Eukaryota, Metazoa, Chordata, Aves, Columbiformes, Columbidae. The record is from RefSeq and is a predicted model, not a curated record. The coding region runs from base 137 to 1273 and encodes 378 amino acids. Gene Ontology annotation, biological process: negative regulation of TORC1 signaling; cellular response to amino acid starvation; positive regulation of autophagy. Gene Ontology annotation, molecular function: GTPase activator activity. The transcript is spliced from 11 exons.